UAAAAUUAUACUCAUUGAACAAAAAAAUUGUUGGAACAAUUAAAACAAAAAAUAUUACUUUGCUAAUCCGCGAAAAGAUAACGUGCUAGUUCAUCAGUUCUAACCCGUUAUACUUACUUGCGUAUUUUUACACGCAAUUAAUGUUCCCACCCUCCUACUGCAAAAAUAAAUACGCAAAUAAAUAAUAUGUAUAAAUUGUUGGUGCAAUAAAGAAUAUUUACUUACUUACCCACAGCCAAAAGUACAAAAGUUAUGUACAAACGACUUAGUCAAAUAAACGUAACACUAAUUCAAGAGUUAAUUUUUUGUCUUGAUAGUUAUUUAAUUUCCGUUUCAAGAUGUUUGAAUGGGUGUUUAUUUAGCUACAUACACAUAGAAAGCAAUUAAGCGAGGAGUCGAGGACGUAAGCAACAACUAAAUUGCGUAACUGCAAUUUCGAAAACAAAGCCCAACUGGUACUAUUUUAUUCAACUGAGUCCUUAAAGAUAAAGAGCCAGCCGACAUAUGUUACAAUUUUCAGUGUUGUUAAAAUAUCGAUUAUUAGACUCCGCCACGCGCGAAGCAACAGUUGGUGUUCGUAAACAGGCGCGAACGAACGCGCUACUUUCCCGCGCUGUGUAAACAAUAUUUUUUAAUUAAGUUUUUUAUUCGGAAUGAAUUUACAAAGCAAAGCCAAUAAGUUCGUGUGCCCCAACGAUAGGCAGUUGUCACUGCGCGCCAAACUUCGCACGGGAUGGAGUGCUGCGCGAAGCGAGCCUCCGCUGACAGCGACAGAGCGGGAAGCAAUUGCGGCUGUCGUUCGACGGGCAGAGAAAGUGGACGAGGUGGAGGCACGACGAGUUGGACGACUGGUCGCGCGACUUGAAGGCAUGCGACGGUCAGCCCAAGGCCCUGCGCCGCGAACGUGUCUUGUAUGUGGGGAAACGGCGCGCCUCCUGUCUCCCCUACGAACCUGCUCCAUAUGCCGGCAUUCAGCUUGUCCUAAGUGCGUCAUUGACACUAAUGUCCACAGAUCACCAAUCCGAUCAAGAGAGCAGUAUAUAUGCAACCUCUGCGCGGAAACUCGUGAGAUGUGGAAAAAGUCCGGAGCAUGGUUUUUCAAGUCUCUUCCUAAGUACAUACUUCCGGAGAGGCGGCAAACGGGACAAUAUGCGGACAGUAAACUUGCCAGGUCACUUCAACAGGUAAGGAUGAAGGACGGCGGCAACAGUAGCAACGAAGGCAAGACGGACUCCGAGCCGGGUUCGCCCUUGAGCGUCCAUGCCCCUGCCUUCUCGAGGCAGCCCAGCAACAGUGAGAGUCGCAAGUCGAAUGAAUCACCUCACGAUCCGCAUCACGACUGGAACGAAACUGAUAUCCUGAGUCACGGCGUGAGCGGUCUUAGCCUACACCGCACGGACAGCGUGAACCAACGGCCUCUCGCCUCUCUUAAAAGAACAGGGAGCAAAGGAAGUGCCUACAGCCUCCGUAGCGUUCGAAAAGAGAUACCAAAACCCGAACGACCAACAUCGAUACCGGACGCGGGGUUCGGCACUUUGGAGAUCAAGUUAGCCUAUGAGAAUGCCACAUCGUCCCUAGCCGUUACCGUGCUGAGAGCUAGGGGUCUGAUCGGCAUGGACAUGACUGGGCUAUCUGACCCUUUCUGCAGACUUGAAGUUUUGCCGAUAGAAGGCACAUAUUCUAACCGACUACGAACGAAGACAGUGCACAAAACGAAAAACCCCGAGUUCAACGAGACCCUCCACUUCUUCGGCAUCACGGAGUCGGACCUCGCCACCAAGACCUUGGAGAUAUUUUUGUUUGACGAUGACAGAUACGGUUGCGACGAAAUGGGCUCAGCAACGGUAUCUCUCCGAGAAUGCGCCAAGGCCCCCACGCAGCUACGCCUAGCACUCUCAGGCUCGACUAGCUGUGAACCAACAGGCCCCCGGCUCCUAUUGGCUCUCUGCUAUAGCACAAAGAAGAGAGCGUUGGUCGUGACUGUGUGCAGGGCUGCAGAUUUGCCGGCUCAGGACAGCAACGGAUACUCGGACCCUUUUGUAAAGUUACACCUGGACCCCGAUCCAUAUCACAAGAAGCACAAAACCUCCAUCAAGUGGCGUAACUUGAACCCAGUUUGGAAUGAAGAGAUCCUCUUCGAAACCCGACCCACCGAGUUGUCCCGACAAAAUCUAACCCUGACGGUUUGGGAUAAGGAUUACGGGAAGCCCAACGAUUUCCUUGGGAGCCUGGUGUUGGGUGCUAGUAGUAAAGGAAGAAGACUUAAGCAUUGGAUGGACUGCAUUAAAUUUCCUGAUCAUAGACACGAGCAGUGGCAUGCGUUGACUGAUACUCAACAUCUGUAGACUGUUUCGAGAAUACUGCAAAGAAUCCGUACUUAUUCUUACAACGUAUAUAUACAAAAAAUAACCAGCCAAAAGCCAGCUAAAGCCAGUUCGUUAAGUAGGUAUAUACCUAUUCCACUUGCUUUGUGUGACAUUAUAGGCUUCUAUUAAAUGCUAAAAAAAAGCGAGUUCCGGGUAAAGCACGAUAUUUGUACCUAUAAACUGCUGUAAAAAGGAAUGAAAUAAACGUAUUUGUAUUGUAUUUAUCUAUGAAGUGGAAGUUACCUAUAGGUACCUAAACUUUAAAAGGGCUCAGCUUUUCGGUAUACUUAUGUACCUUCGAUAUAUCAUUUGAUGUAUACAAGUCAUGAGCAAACCGGACUAAUCCCAGUAACGCCUAGUUUUUACUCUGGGUUGGAAGGUCGGAUGGCAGUCGCUUCUAUAAAAACUAGUGCUUACGCCACGCUGAAAGUUGAAACAAAAAAUAACCCCGUGGUUUUCGUAGUCCCAUGCGAAACCACCAACCAAUGUUAAACUUUCAUGAGAAGUUGCUGUACAUAAGUACAUAGUAAACAAAAAAUAGUUCAUAGAAAAUAAUUAUGAUUUUGUAUAUAAGUAAACAUAAGGUAGCAGGUACCUAUUUCAUCAGGCUAAAUUAUUUUUUUAUGUUUCUAAUUGGAUAUCAUUAUAUGUAAUUUUAGUUAGGCCUAUAUAAAUAUCAAUAUAUGUAGAUAGUAGGCAAUUAUUUGAAUGUUGUAUCGUUGUUGAAAUAAAUGGUUCGUAUUUUUGUAUUUAAAUGUGCCAAAGAAACAUUUUAGAAGAGAGGGUGUACGCAUGUUAUAAAAUGAUUGUUAUAUAUAAAUGGACGACUGCCUUUAUACUGUAUACUUACCCAAGUAAUCAUGAAUUGUGAAAUAUAAGGAUUUUAACUGCG
This is a messenger RNA of Cydia pomonella (codling moth), 3258 nucleotides long. RefSeq names its product rabphilin-3A (gene Rph). Bases 654 to 2345 code for a protein of 563 amino acids. Gene Ontology annotation, molecular function: small GTPase binding. The record is from RefSeq and is a predicted model, not a curated record. Gene Ontology annotation, biological process: intracellular protein transport. The transcript is spliced from 10 exons. Gene Ontology annotation, cellular component: membrane. NCBI's taxonomy places the organism in Eukaryota, Metazoa, Arthropoda, Insecta, Lepidoptera, Tortricidae.